CACACACAGAGAGAGAGAGAGAGACGCGCGCGCGCAGCUUCCCCAAAACGCUCUAUCUGCGCGUUUUGUUCUACUUUGGGGUCGGAAAGUUUUUUAAGCAGCAUUGCCUCAACAACAAAACAUACAGCAGCCUCCAUUUUGAGUAUGAAGGUUAUGAUUUUCGAGGUUGAAUGAAAGCAUGGCUGAUGUGUGGAGGUCUCAGCUGGGUUCCAGAUGUGCAGACUGGAUGUCUCGGCUUCCUGCUCAGCUCCUUGAUGUUCCUCUGUGGGAUCUCGCGAUACCUGGUAGUCAUGAUACCAUGACAUACUGUCUGGACCAGUCCAGUCCAGUCCUGCAUUCAGAGCCCAGGAUACUGACCGCGCUGGACCACAUCGUACCCUGUGUCAUCCGGCCGUGCAUAAAGAGGUGGGCCACCACUCAGGAGCUGUCGAUUUCCAGUCAGCUGGACUCAGGAAUUCGAUUUCUCGACCUAAGGAUCGCCACCAAGAAGAAAGAUUCAAGCUGGAUGUUGUACUUUGCACAUGGAAUAUACACUCUACUUACUGUGAAGGAGGCACUCAGUGAUGUUGCGCACUGGUUAGACAAUCACGCUAAAGAAGUCGUGAUCAUUGCUCUGUCUGCUUUUGAUGAUAUGAGCCCUGCGCAGCACAACAACCUCAUUGACUUUCUGAUGCAACUCUUUGGCAAGAAACUCUGCCCCAGAUCAGAAUCUCCUUCUCUGAGCACAUGUUGGAAUCGCGGUUAUCGGGUAAUUCUCUCCUACGCUGAUCCGGCUGGGUCUGAGCACGAGGAACUUUGGCCAGCGUGGGAUUACUGGUGGGCCAAUGAGUCAGACCCAAACCUGGUCAUUUCAUAUCUGGAGCAUAAGAAGGAGACAGGAAGACCAGAUGGUUUCUUUAUGGCUGGUCUAAACCUCACUGAAGACACCAGGUACGUCCUCUGCCAUCUCACACAGUCCAUGAAGAGCAUGACGCUCGGGGCCUACACUGUGCUGAUGGACUGGGUCACAAAGCAGCGUCCCGGCCUCCAGAAAACAUCCGUCAAUAUCAUCUGUGCAGACUUUGUUGGGAUUCACACAAACGAAUUCUGUGAGGCUGUUAUUGGACUUAAUGCCAAACUCUGAAAAGAUGACCAAGGAGAGAAAAUGUCGCACUUUCGCAUAAAGACUUGGAUUCAGUCCUUUAGUCCUUUAGUGCUUCCUCUUUCUGAAAAUGUCAUGCCCAGUUGUACAGCAUAUCUCUAAUAGAAGUUUGUACAGUUGAUGAUUCACAAAAUAAAUGAUUUUAUAUGUCUAUAGAUUUAUAUUUUCAUAUAUCUGUUAUAACACUGCCUGAAUCAUUCAGUACAAUGCAGUGAAGUUAAAUGGUGCCACCUUGAGGUGAAGUGUAAAGCACUUUUCCAUCUCAGUACAUUUUAAAGAUGUGGAUGUUUUUAUGCUAUUAUUAAAUCAGACAAAGUUUCGGUUUAACCCAACAAAACUAUGUUUCAUAGAAAUGCAUCAAAUCUCCCUGUUGUUCCUGUUCGAAAAUCAUAAUAGAUGAUUGUUAGUUAUAGUUUGGCACUUAUUAAACCUUUAUUACUGA
Pangasianodon hypophthalmus (striped catfish) is the source of this 1583-nucleotide messenger RNA. Its product is annotated as PI-PLC X domain-containing protein 1. Gene Ontology annotation, biological process: lipid metabolic process. NCBI's taxonomy places the organism in Eukaryota, Metazoa, Chordata, Actinopteri, Siluriformes, Pangasiidae. The coding region runs from base 179 to 1123 and encodes 314 amino acids. The transcript has 6 exons. Gene Ontology annotation, molecular function: phosphoric diester hydrolase activity. The record is from RefSeq and is a predicted model, not a curated record.